AUGUCUUUCAGCAUCUACAAGACCGGAUUUCCUGCUCCUAAUGCAGAGCCCUUUGUUUGCACUGCAAAAUCCAUGAAUCUUGUCACACCAACACCAGUGUCUCCUGCUCCUGAGGCUCAUUCCAAUCCUGUUCAUUUUCUCUCCAACUUGACGGAAAUUGCAAAUGGCUCCAACAAUAACAGUUCCUCCAAAUUUCCGCCUUUUGUGAACGGUUCAAAAAAUCACCGGUGCGGAAAGAGCUAUUCACCACAGAAUCAGUCUUGUGCCUUGGUCUCGACCAUUUCCGAUUCAAUCACUUCAACUUCAACACCGGCUCGUAAGAGGGCCGAUAAGUCGCCAGCUCACGUCAAGAAACCCCUGAAUGCCUUUAUGCUUUUCAUGAAAGAGAUGAGGGCCAAAGUUGUAGCUGAGUGCACCAUGAAGGAGUCCGCUGCAAUCAAUCAAAUUCUCGGCAGAAAAUGGCAUGCUCUACCGCACGAAGAGCAGGCGAAAUUCUACGAAAUGGCAAGGAAAGAGAAGGAACUUCAUCAACGGAUGUAUCCAGGAUGGUCGGCGAGAGAUAAUUACGCAUAUCAUGCAAAACGACGGAAAAAUAGAUGCCGAUACCGGGCGUACAAUAACCCUGAGACACAUGGAGAACAACAGAAGCCGAUGAAGGAAGUCACAUCACCCCUUAGCAGUCAGGAACUUGUGUUGAAAGAGCAGCCGACUAUUAAUCUACCGAGUACAGGAUCCAUUGGACUUGGUGGUAUGCUAAGAGGCUCUGCGUUCUACCGAAGUCCAUUUGCUAUCGGUCAAAUGGCUUACGGUGGUAGGGGUGCAGGUGAACAGUGCUGCAAUCCGGCUGAAGACAACAUGGCUUAUUUCAGUUCCAUAGAUCGACACCAACAACAGAGUUACAAAGACCAACAACGGCAACAGCAGCAGCAGGCUCAACAGUCCUUUCAGCUGAAUAUCCAACAGACGGAGUCGAGUUGUGGUGUGAAGGAGGAGUGUAAGACACGUCAACCUUGGUCCUUCUCCGAAUGUAUUGACCCCAUUUCCACAGCCAACAAUUUUAACCCCUCAACUAGCUGGCUUCUCAGCAAUAAUCAGCAUCCUCAAUCAGCCUACGACACUAUUUCAUCAGCCUCCACAUCACCAUGGUCACAAACUCAUCAACAACUUGAAGAUCGCUUUCAGCGUCAAAUUUCCCAACCAAAUUGCACAGGUCAUCCCGGCCACUACUCGACGCCUCCCUAUAACCCCAAUGGAAGCUUUGAUUACCGAUAUGCUGAGCUAAAUCCCACCUACAUAUCAGCGCACAAGGCACCACCAGUGACGUUAGAAAAUGAUCCGUCCUUGAAAUCCACCCCUUCUUAUGAUUCCGCACCUUCAAAACUACCAUUGUUCCAUCCGGGGUAUGAGGAGCCCAGAUGUGGGGAUGGCACUUCUACUGAGACCAUUUAUGGAUUUCCUUCAUCUUGA
Messenger RNA from Echinococcus granulosus, 1467 nucleotides. RefSeq names its product Transcription factor 7-like protein. The transcript has 2 exons. NCBI's taxonomy places the organism in Eukaryota, Metazoa, Platyhelminthes, Cestoda, Cyclophyllidea, Taeniidae. Gene Ontology annotation, cellular component: beta-catenin-TCF complex. Bases 1 to 1467 code for a protein of 488 amino acids. Gene Ontology annotation, biological process: regulation of transcription by RNA polymerase II; canonical Wnt signaling pathway. Gene Ontology annotation, molecular function: DNA-binding transcription factor activity, RNA polymerase II-specific; RNA polymerase II cis-regulatory region sequence-specific DNA binding. The record is from RefSeq and is a predicted model, not a curated record.